Messenger RNA from Macrosiphum euphorbiae (potato aphid), 435 nucleotides. NCBI's taxonomy places the organism in Eukaryota, Metazoa, Arthropoda, Insecta, Hemiptera, Aphididae. The record is from the annotation of a GenBank genome assembly.
AUGGCCACUUCGGAACAUUUCGUUCAGUCGUUCGUGGUCCAGAUCAAGACGCCCAGGACGUUCACCGUAGUCGCGUCCAUCGUCCAGCCAGCGUUCACCGCUCGGCCGCCUGCACCGGCUGCGGAUGGCCGCGCGACCAAGACCGACAGCGACGUCGGCGCAUGUCCGUCGUCGAGAGACCGUCGACUGUUUAUCGGUCACCUGUCGAGCUCCACCACGUCCGAGCAGCUGAGGAUAAAGUUUUCAGAGUUCGGUGAAGUGGUCAACGUGCGAGUCAUGAGUGGUCACGACCGGUCCGGUAGACCGGCCAAGUUCAACUAUGCUUUCGUCGAGUUCAGCAAGCCUGAUGGUGUGCACGCCGCGCUCGUCAGUCAGCCAAUCAAGCUGAGCAACGGAAAUAGAGUCAACGUGAAACGGCCCAGAGACCGAAGCUGA